Cyprinodon variegatus (sheepshead minnow) is the source of this 3553-nucleotide messenger RNA. RefSeq names its product PWWP domain-containing protein 2A-like (gene pwwp2a). The record is from RefSeq and is a predicted model, not a curated record. NCBI's taxonomy places the organism in Eukaryota, Metazoa, Chordata, Actinopteri, Cyprinodontiformes, Cyprinodontidae. The transcript has 2 exons. Gene Ontology annotation, molecular function: histone binding; chromatin binding. The coding region runs from base 169 to 2682 and encodes 837 amino acids. Gene Ontology annotation, cellular component: nucleus.
CAAACGAUGCGGAGCCACCGAGUCUGACUGAAUCAGCCAAUCAUGGACGUCAUUCUGAUGGCUCUCAUUAAUUGACAGCGAUUCGGGCCAAUCAGAGGAGCCCUUGGCAGGAGGCCGCGGAGCAGGAAGGCGGGGCUUCACCGCCACUCAGUAGAUCAGCGAAACAAAAUGGCGGCCGUGGCUGCUGAGGCAGGAGCAGUGGUUCCGACCACAGCACGGUCCGAGAAUCCGCCAGAACCGGGCCUGGACAGCACCGGACGCCACCAGGUCCCAGCGGAGCCCAGCUGUGCUCCAGAAUCCGGUUCGAGUGGGAAUCCAGAGAACGGAGAAUUUGCGGAGGGCCGCCAUGUUGGUCCGGAGCAGAAGCCCGGGGCGGGACCGGAUUUACCCGGGACGGACAGAACCUCCGAGGGUCAGCUGGACCGUAGUGGGACCUCUGAUGAUGUACCGGACCGGAGUAGCGUACCCCCGAACCAAGCCCCGAGCUCGGAGCUUUCGGAGCUCCCUGUGGACUGCAGCGGCUCUGAACGGGUCUUUCUGGGACUGCCGAACUCAGACGGUACCAGCAGCUAUCGAACCAUCCCUUUGGACCCGCAGCCCCCUGCGGUUUUCCUGCACUCGGUUCCGGACCCUGCUCCGGUCUCUGAGGCCGGGCUUUCUUUGGCUGAACCGGCAGAACCUACUGAGACCACCGAACUGGACCGGUGCUACACCAUUUUGGAUCAGGAAGAACUUGGAUCCCGACCUAAGCAGGAAUCUGGUUCGGAAGGGGUUCCGGAACCAGCUGCCAAGUUCUGUAAGACAUCAGCAGGCUCUAAACACGAAGACUGCCCUGGAUCGGUACCGAGUUCUGUGCUGGACCUAAGUCCUGGUACCGAGGUCCGAGUCAGCCUGGAGCACGUGAUCGAUGACGCGCUGGUGGUGUCGUUCCGCCUGGGGGAGCAGGUCUUCUCAGGGGUUCUGAUGGACGUGUCCAAAAGGUUUGGACCCUACGGUAUACCCAUCACCACUUUUCCCAGACGAGAUGACCGCAGCUGUCCGCCAGCACCUCUGCAGACGAUUGCCGCCGACGACAAGCCAACCACCAACCAGGAAGAGGCUUCUGCUGUUUCCGUCGCCCCCUCCCACCCCCAGCCCUGGGGCUCCAAGCCACCGCCGCUGUUCCAGGACGGGGCGCCGUACCCUCCCCCUCUAUUCAUCAGAGACACUUACAACCAGGCCUUACCUCAGCCGCCACCACGCAAGAUCAAACGCCCAAAGCGUCGCUACCGCUGCGAGGAGCCCACUUCAAUCAUGAACGCCAUCAAGCUCCGCCCCCGGCAGGUUCUGUGUGACAAAUGUAAAGGUGUUGUGGCUUCAGGGAGCCACAGAGAGGCCCGGCGAGGUGUGGUGGAGCUGAAGGCUGAGGAGGCGUCACGUCGGCGGCGGCCACCAGAUGUUCCAAUGUCCUCUGAGUUGAAACGUCUGAGGAUUGACGACAGGUCAGGACGUUCUGCCGCUGACAAGCGUACAUCAGGGACACAGGUGACUUCCUCUUCCCGCCGUGUCCUGAGGGGUGUGGUUCCAUCCUCAUCCUCAGCAGAUUCCUCCAGCCGGAUGCGCCUGAAGUUAAACUCUAAGAAGGUUCUUACAAAAAGUUCGGACCGCCCCACCACCCGCAAGGUUCUCCAGAAGUUGGCCCCGCACCACCGGCCCAAAGACCAGAACCAGGACCACAGAAAGGCAGUGACCCGGGCUGCCGCUCUGCAAAACCACAAUCAGAAGGUCCACUUUACUCGUCGCCUGCAGCACCUGAGCGGCACCAACAUCAGCACGCCACUGCCGCCCAGAAUGCGCCUCAAACCUCAAAGGUACCGUACCGAUGAGCCAGCCCCAUGCUCCGCCUCCGAGGCAUCGCCCAAACCUGCCACAAGCCCCGUCCACACACCUGCGUCUCCUGCCACAGCUCCUCCCACAGCCCCUCCUCCCCCAUGUGCAGCCCCCACUGUCGUAGAAAGGAACGAGGACGAAGGAGCUGGCUGGCAGGAGGUGGAGCCUCCCCCGCCUUCGUCCUCCUCUUACUCCUUAGACUCCUCCCACUCAGAGUGCAGCUCCACAGAGACUUAUGACGUCCCUCCUCCUGGAGAGCCGGCGUCCUCUUCCUCUGGCCCCGCCCCUGCGCCUCCUCCAUCCUCCACCACGGCAGCCCCUUGCUGCCCCGCAUCUUCAUCCCCGGCUCCACCUGCAGCCGAAGGUGAGGAUGAGGAGGAUGGAGGUGACAUAAAGCGACGUAGGAAGUUGUCCACGUCCUCCUCCUCCUCGUCUUCAUCCUCCUCAUCUGUCUUCUCCAAAUCCGUGUCAAAGUGUUUAUUGCCGGACGGCCGCACCGUGUGUGUCGGCGACAUCGUCUGGGCAAAGAUUUACGGCUUCCCCUGGUGGCCGGCACGCGUCCUGGGUAUCACCGUGGCUCGCCGCGGUGACACAGGCCUGGCGGUACGGCAGGAGGCGCGCGUCUCCUGGUUCGGCUCCCCUACCACAUCCUUUCUGCCGCUUUCUCAGCUCUCACCCUUCCUUGAGACAUUUCAGUCGCGCUUUGACAAGAAGAGGAAGGGGCCAUACCGCCGCGCCAUCGCUGAGGCCGCCAGCGCGGCCAAACAGCUCACCCCCGAGGUCCGUGCGCUUCUCACGCAGUUCGAGACGUAACAUAGGCCCUGCCCCUAUAAAAGAGUUCCCACCCCCCCUACACAUGAACUGGGAGGAGCCAAACCCAGACUAAUGGACCGUGGAUAGGUGGGAGGAGCCUCAGAUGGCAGGGGGCGGUGCUUGUAUCUUCCACAGCAUUUCCGUUGCCGCUCAUUCUGUUGGCUUAUGUCAUCUUUGUGUCGAGUCGUUCCUUUAACUUAUCGAUUUAUCAGGAUUUUGUGAGCUAUGAUUGGCUGACACAGGUGACAUAAUGAUUACAUCACAGCUCUGCCAGUUAGAAACACUAAUCAUUCAUCUGUCUCUAUGAAGCCAGGGUUUUAUUAUGACUAUGCUGCGGCGCCCCCUGCGGGGCGGCUCGGUCCGACCCAAGCAGGCUAUGCUGACUCUGACAUCAUUUCCUGUUGCGUUUUGACUGAAAAUAUUUGUACUUUCUGUUGAAGUUCUGUUCGAUGUUUAACUGUGAAACUGAGCGAGGUCCAGACUGAGGCUGGGGUCCAGAACACGGUGGAGAUCAGAGUCGCAUGCCAGGUGUGCCGUUAUCAUCAUUAUCAUAGCUGCUCUUCCAUUGGCCCCCACCAGUUUAUUCAUCGGUCCGGGUCUCCGUAGACUCCGCUUCCUGUUGAUUGGGUCUCUGGGUUCUGAUCCCUGAGAAUAUUUCCAAACUCCUGGAUCUUGGUCAGAGACGUUUCGUGCAGACGAUGGCCUGACCUCUCAUGCUACGUUCAGACCGCAAGCGCUAGAAGCAGCAAAAAGAGCGCCUCUUUUUAGAUGUUUGUCCACAUUAAGGUCCGACGCGCCUCAAGUGCAUCAUUGACGCUCCUGAAGCGCGUUCAGUAAAGUGUGUCCAGAUGCGUCUGAUGCUUCUCCACUG